Molecule: messenger RNA, 1756 nt
Organism: Hevea brasiliensis (rubber tree)
Lineage: Eukaryota; Viridiplantae; Streptophyta; Magnoliopsida; Malpighiales; Euphorbiaceae
Product: ankyrin repeat domain-containing protein, chloroplastic
Exons: 7
Coding region: 104-1447 (447 amino acids)
Biological process (GO): protein targeting to chloroplast
Cellular component (GO): chloroplast outer membrane
Molecular function (GO): chloroplast targeting sequence receptor activity; protein binding
Source: RefSeq, a predicted model, not a curated record
UUGGGCUAAUCCAACCCAUUCAAGUUUGUAUAAAAGCGAUAAUCAUAAUGUUGCUUUUCUAGUUCCUGGACCUUGAAACCUGUAAAGCCAUACCUGAGUGAGAAUGCCUCUUCCUUCUCUUCUAAACCCACAAACCCCCAAACUGUUGUACCCUCUCUGUCUCUCGACAGCUCUCAAGCUCCCAUCAAUCUCCACCCUCAAAUACCCAAGAAAAUUCUUCUCUCUUUCACCUUCUCUUCAAUCAUCUUUCCCUCUGCAAAACGAUGACCCUGAAGACCAUGUCAUUGGCGACUGCCUCGUCUUUGAAGAGGGCGUUUUCGAGGACCCAUAUCUGGAGACUAACCUUGAUGCUUUUCGUGAUGGUGAUUCUGGUUCAGAUUCAGACAAUUCCAGGAGAAAGCUCAAGCCCAAGAACAAGAAGAAAAAUGUAACGGAUAUCCAGACAGAGAACUUGGUUCCUGAUAAAUGGAGAGAAGUGCAAGCUGAGAUUAACAUUACGAAGAAAGAAAGGCGCAAGAUUGCUCAAGAAAUGGAGUUCAAUAGUCGAGUUGAAAAGAAGAAAAAGGGAUUGGUUCCUAUAAGGAGUGUCAAUUUGGAGGAGUAUAAAGCGUACAGAGAGGCUAAGUUGGCGCAAUUGAAGCCACUUGUUCUUGAUAAUCCUACCAAUAUCUCUGAGAAGGAGGAGGAAGAGGAGGAAGAGGAGGAGAAGGUGGGAAUGAGUGAGAUUAAUAGUGAGCGAGUGGCACCAAAGAAUCCGAGAUGGGCUGUUUAUGGGAAAGGUUUUGAUGAUGUUACAGAGUUCUUUAACAGCGGGAACUAUGAGCCUGGUGCUAAGAAAUCUGGAGCCCCUCGCAAGUUGUUUACAAAAGAGGAAAAGGUUUUGCUCAAUAAGAAGAUACCUGAUCUUGCUGCUGCUACCUCUACCAAAUGGCUACCUCUGCACACACUUGCUGCAUCAGGAGAAUUGUACCUUAUGGAUGCUUUGCUGAAACAUAAUGUUGAUAUCAAUGCUGUGAAUGUGGAUGGUUUGACUGCACUUCACAAAGCAAUAAUUUGUAAAAAGCAAGCUAUUACCAGCUAUCUUUUGAGAGAAUCGGCAAAUCCUUUUGUUCGAGAUUCAGAUGGAGCUACCUUGAUGCAUUAUGCUGUCCAAACGGCAUCUAGUCCUGCUAUUAAACUUCUUCUAUUGUAUAAUGUGGAUAUAAACCUUCAGGACAAUGAUGGAUGGACACCAUUACAUGUUGCCGUUCAGGCCCAAAGAACUGACAUAGUAAAGCUAUUAUUAAUUAAAGGAGCAGACAGGACAUUAAAAAACCAGGAUGGUUUAACCCCACUUGAUCUUUGCCUCUAUUUUGGUAGAGACACAAGGACUUACGGACUUAUCAAGCUGUUGAAGCAAUUCCCCUACAAUUCAACUGCACUGACAACAAAAAAGCCAUUUCAAUAAUGUUAUAGCCUUCCCAACUGCAUUGACAACGCCACAACAGAUUUUGCCAUCUUCUGGAACUGGAAGAACCUCAGCACAAUUGAAGAUGGUGAAACUCAAAUGUAGAUCUGGCCAUACGUGGAUUGCAGAACAUAGAUGUGAUUAGAGAAAGCAAAUAACACUGAGAAAUGAGAAGGUUGUGCUUUCCAAACUUGCAUGUUAUUGUAAAAUAGUUAGGUUGAGGAAUUUAAUUUUGUAAUUAUGAUACCAAAAUUAUGGUCAAUAUCAUAGUGAUUACGUAAUGACAUAAAUCAACCUUUUUUAAAACAA